This is a messenger RNA of Physella acuta, 2090 nucleotides long. Its product is annotated as cytochrome P450 3A24. Gene Ontology annotation, molecular function: iron ion binding; heme binding; oxidoreductase activity, acting on paired donors, with incorporation or reduction of molecular oxygen. The record is from RefSeq and is a predicted model, not a curated record. NCBI's taxonomy places the organism in Eukaryota, Metazoa, Mollusca, Gastropoda, Physidae.
AUGGAUGAGUUUAACUUCGAACUGGAAACUGCGGUUGGUGUAUUGGUAGCUGUUGUAGUUAGUUGGUUCAUCUAUUGCUGGAUCUUUGGCAAGGAUAGCUGGGACCAAUAUGGCGUCAAGCAGGUUAGCCUGGGUAGGCUUGCAUUUUCUGAUUUUAGGGCCAUCUCCUCAGCUUUGGUGGCCAAACACGGCGACACCGUUGGCCUCAAAUUUGGCCGGAUGGUGCUGGUGACGCGUGACCUUGAUCUCUUGAGACACGUCAUGUCCAAGGACUUCAACAACUUCGUGGACCGGAUGGGCGUGCUGACCACCACCAGCGUGAAGGAGGACGGCCUGUUUUUCACACACGCCAAAAACUGGAAGCGGAUCCGUCACGUGAUGUCACCGUCCUUCAGUACAGGGAAAUUAAAGCAAGCUUGCUCAAACAUCGAAGAGUCGGCCCAAAAAUUGGCCACAGUUUUGGAGGAGUUUGCCAGGAACCAGACGCUGUUGCCAGUAAAGCACAUCACGUCCCAGUACACGAGUGAGAUCAUUGCCAGGUCCGCUUUUGGUUUGAGGACAGACUGUCUGGGGAAGGACGACGACGAGUUCACUUACUACGCCAAGAAUAUUUUUACAGUCCGUAGCAAACUCCAGGACGUGAUGCUACAGGUUGUUGUACGCUGGAAGCGGCUCCAUGUUUACCUGGUCAAGACCCUAGGUAUCAGCUGUCUUGAUAUCAUCAACAAAAAAACAGACAAGUACUUCCGCACUGUGUUAUCGCCUAUCGUGGCACAAAGGAUCGUAAUGGAGAAACAAGGGGCCAGGAAACCAACGGAUCUGCUACAGAGUCUUGUGGCUGCUAAACUUGCGGGGGAUGAAGAGGCAGCCACUUUUAAACCCGAUAUGACAGAGCACCAGACUUGGGAAAAACUCCCCAAAACGUUGUCGGAACGAGAACUACUGGGACAAGCACUUUUAAUUAUAUUUGCGGGGUUUGAAACUACAUCGAUGACAUUAAAGAUGUGUCUCUAUCUGUUGGCCAAACAUCCAGACAUACAGGAGAAACUUUACGCAGAGAUCUGCUCCGUCGUGACCUCAAAUUCCCCGACCUACGAAGAACUGAGUCAGCUGACCUACAUGGAACAGGUCAUCAACGAGACUCUCAGACUUUUCCCUCCGGUUCUCAUCAUCAACAGAACGGCAGCGGAAACUAGAACAUACGGUCACGUGACAAUCCCCAAGAACGCCGUUGUGAUGAUUUUGAUCGAAGAGAUCAUGAAAGACCCCAGAAAUUACCCCGACCCCGAAAGAUUUGAUCCCGACAGAUUUUCACCAGAGAACAGCAAACACCGUGACCCCAUGACCUUUCUACCGUUUGGUUACGGCCCUCGUCUAUGUAUCGGCAUGAGGCUGGCGUACCUCGAGCUCAAAAUUGGACUCGUCCAUGUGUUGAGGAAGGUCAAGGUUGAGCUCAAUGAAAAAACUGUACCGCCGAUUGGAGGAGAUGUCAUCACGAAAUUUCAGUUUUUCAUCGUCGUUGAGACGCCUAUUCAACUGGAAGUAAAACUAAGAAACAAACAGAAAUAAAUGAAUAGGCCAAUUAUGUUUAUUUACGAUAAAAAUAAUUUAACUUUGAUACCCAAAAUCACAUCAAUAUUCACAUUUAACUAUAAUGUAUUUCAAUAUACAUUUGAAAACUACAACAUCGACAGAAUGUGUCUUUGAAAUUGUUGGCUCAUCCCGAAGAUCACUUGUAUGUUUGUACGAGUAUUUCGUAGGUAUCUAUUUUUUCCUUCCAUCCACGAUCCCUAUUUAGUUACAACUAUAUUAGCAUUUUGUUUUCUUUAUUAAAACACCUAAAUGCACCGCUGUAUAACUUUCAUGUAUUUAAAAAUUAUAAGUCUAGUCCUACACGAUUAUACAUUCAAGUUUUGGUGAUAUGUAGCACCAAUAUAGUUUUGUGAUUUUAAACUAAUUAUCGCAUUUUUAAGGUAAUGCUAGCCUAAUGAGUAGUUUUUGUUUAGUGUGAUUUAGUUAGACUUAAGAAAUUGUUACUUUUUAAAGUUUAGAUAGCGAUUAUAUUAUUGUUCCAUCGAUUUAUGUUCAAU